AUGGACUUGCAUCAAUUUUUGUGUGACUGCUGCGGUCAGCAUGUUCCCAGUGUCGUUGUCACCGCAUAUGAUUGGCAUUCCUUACUGGCGGGCCAGCUCUUAGUCAAAAGUAUGUGGUUUCAGUAUGUUCGCCGCCAUAUUCCCUUGCCCACUGCGGUCUUGAGUGCUGGAGAGACGUUGCAGAAGAGACGAGAAAUGCCACGUGAAGUUGGCUAUGGGAGCGAGUUGUUGCCUUCGUGGGAAGAGCAAUGCCAUGUUGCCCUGCAGUCUUUACAUGGAUCCGAAUUUUCGUCGUAUGUGCAGUCAUUGAAAACGCCGCAAGAACUUUCUCACAGCUGGGGAAACCAACUGGCAAAUGUCGCUUCCACGGAUGUCAUUGAUUUGGAUCUGUCUUGCAGUGAUGAGCAGCUUCACUGUCAGAAUGACAUGGACCAGAGUGACCUUGAAGAAGAAGCUUCCUUAUCCCAGCCCCGUUCAGAUGAUUCGCCUCCGCAUCGCCGCGAAAAGUUGCGUGCUAUGGCUCGAAGAGAGAUGGCGCACAGCAAUGCUCCGGACACAGAAGUCCCUAUGUCCUCGACUGCUUCUUCCUCUACGGCCAUGGCACAGGUAAGUGCCCGGAGUCCACCUUCUAGGACGUCUGUGUUUACCUCGGCAACUUCUUUUGAGAAUUGGCAUGCUCAGCGUUUGUGCCGUGAGUCUUGGCCUGCACAUGCUGAGAGCACGCAAGCAGUUUUGGAAAGAGAUUGGGGCAAGACCAAGUGGGGUCGCUGUGAGCAGUGUUUUUAUAGCUUGGCUCCUCAUCUCUACGGCAGUGGCAACAAAGCAGGACAAAUUUGGCUCCUGUGUAGCAGAUUCCAGAAGCGCAACUCUCAGGGGGAGAGAUUAUGCUUCUGGUCAAUGCCAGUUCCAGCAAAUCGCUGGGAUGACUUGCCUCGAUGGAUGCGAGACAAAUGGUCUCAGUUGCCGGCGGCCCUGCGCCGAAAUGCAAUUCGAGGGUGA
Molecule: messenger RNA, 999 nt
Organism: Cladocopium goreaui
Lineage: Eukaryota; Dinophyceae; Suessiales; Symbiodiniaceae
Source: the annotation of a GenBank genome assembly